AUCAACUGUUUGGACAGGUCAGGAAUUUUCGCUUUGGCCGCUGCGAAGGAGGAGUCGAUUACACUAUGAAACGGCUUAGGCGACAACAAUGUCAGGCUAACAUUGCCGGUGUAAUGGGAAGUACCUCCUCAGUGGUGUCUGUAUCGUCUGAUUGCUUUGUGGCGAGAGCUGCCCGUGGAAUUUAAUUGUCCGAGCUGAACCGAUGCUAGCGACCACUACACGCAACGUCAAGAGUAGCGCAUCGUGAUGAGAACCAACUACAAAUUUGCGUAGCCAUAUCGCCAGUUUAUUCUUACUUUUCAGCCCAGUAUCGUGUAGUUUGUUCUUGAGCUUUCUCAGUCUGAUUUACCCUGUUCGCUGGUAGCAUGAGCACCAGAAGUGCCUAUCGCACCAGCUCUUCACGUGCUCAGCAGCAGAAGCAGCAGCAGCAACGGCAGGCAGACGAGAGCAUACAUGAACUGAACGUAUCCAGGACCCGAGUGAAAUCCGCAUUCGGCAGACUGAACACGCCGCCUCGUGAGCAGGUUCUGCCGGAGUUCCGCAGUGUACGCCGCGCUCAGUCGGCCAACUCCACGCGUAGUACGACAGGAAGUCUGUCGUUCAGCAAGCAACAGCCAAGCACGCACCAAGAGCCCUCUCAGACCAUGUACGGUCACCACUACGAUGGAUCUUUCUCACCCAGGGCACCGCUACGACCACACUCACCAACGCGCCGCAAUAACCCACAUCCUGCAAAGAGUUUUAUGGCAUGGCGAGUGCCGAGUAAUCCUGAAAAGACGCAAGACAGCGAGUUGCUACAGGAGACGACAAAGCUGCUGCGCCGCGACUCACAGGAGCGCUUCUACCAGGACUACCGCGGCGAAGGCCGGUCUCCAGCUACACAGGACGCCAUACUCACACGUCUGGCCAACGCGCCACCGCCCAUGCCCGACACCAGCUCGUCCAUAUACGGCAAGCAUGACGCAUCCUGCUUCAGCUCGCGGCGUCCUUCGCUCGAUGGGAUUCCGGGCGGAACACGAGGGCAAGCCAGCCGAUCACGACACUUAUCCCCGACAGGCACAAGUACCGGCAUGCCGCAUCAUCACGGCAGAUCUCUGAGCGAAACUGAUGCUCAGCCGGGGAAAAUGUCGCUGAAACAGCCCGUGAAUAACAGACAUCGCACGGCAACCGAGCCAGUGCAGCACACGGUCUGGAAGGAGCCCGAGAUCUGGCAUCACAGGUCUGUGCGUGAUCACACGCCGCAAGUCAUACACCGCACAUCGGUGUUCGCUGCCCCCAAGACAGGCCGUGGAACUCACUUUACCAUUCACCCAGAGUGGCCUGACCUUGACUAACACAGACCAGGUGUACUGGCAUUGCCAUGCACAUGGACUACUUUGAAGCAGUAAGAGUACGUUAGAUUGCUGUGCAGUCUCUUGCACCACGUACAUGUUCUCUGUCAUGUGCUUUCCAUUAGGGAGUAGUAAAAUACUGGUAUUUUACUACUCCUGCUUUGUACGGCACCGCCUGCAUGAUUGGAGCAGGAUUGCCCGAGUGUGCAUUCCAUGAAUGCAAUGGUAUGUGUAUGUGGCAGUGUACAUACUAGCGUGAAGCGGUGCUUUGUUGACUGAAGACUGAAGAGCAAUGUUUGCGUGCAGCGCAGCGCAUGUACACGCACACAACAAUAAUAUCUUCCAUUCAGUUUGCUCCCCGUUUUUGCCCUAUUUCUAGAAACAGGGCCGUGCCCCACACUUCACAAGCAUAGGAUGCGAAUACCACGUUUGAAGUACACUACGCGUACAGCUGUGUAUUCUGUUGCCAUGCUCUCAUUUAGAACUGACGCUAUGCUGAGCCUCGGAUAGGGCAAGAACUCUGCGUACGGCUAACUUCUAUUUACUUUUUCUAAACACUAGGGAAGUUUCGCGUUUCAACACUAUUGUAUUGCCAGCGGUAACGCGGAUGUGAGAACUUCACUUUACCUUGUGCACUAGAGAAGACUCGAUCAUGCAAUAUUUUCUUCUUUUUUUCUUUUUCUUCCAGUGGCGGAUCCAGGAGGGGUUCCAGGGGUUCUGCGGACUACCUAAAUUUCGUAAAUGUACUACUGGCAACCAUAUGCGUGUACGUGUACAUGUAUCAGCUAUUCAGUUUUGACUAUACUGGAACCCCCCCUGUAAAGAUCGCUGGAUCCGCCGCUGCCUUCUUCUUCUUUUAGGAUCAACUCGCUGCCGUUAUCAAUCAUAAUCUGAAUGUUGCAUUGUGUCAUUGAUCAGAGGCCGUGCCGUUCGCCUUCUUUUGCUAUAAUUUCCGCCAACACCACAGCUAGCCAUAGCUCCUCAGUGUCUGCUCCAGCGCCGGGUGAGCCGGGUAAUCCACCCGGUUGGGCGGCGCUUGGAUCCGGUUGAAAAUAUACUACCGGGUCACCUGUGACCCGGUUGGUACUUUACA
Sycon ciliatum is the source of this 2424-nucleotide messenger RNA. RefSeq lists its product as uncharacterized. The record is from RefSeq and is a predicted model, not a curated record. Lineage: Eukaryota; Metazoa; Porifera; Calcarea; Leucosolenida; Sycettidae. The transcript is spliced from 7 exons. Bases 366 to 1334 code for a protein of 322 amino acids.